AUGACAACAAGCCAAAGAAAUGAAGACGAAUACUUGAGUCAAGUUUUAUUUGUCAACAACAAAACACUAACUAAGAAGAAAAGCAAGGAUCUAAAAGAAAUAGUUUAUCUGACCACAAACCCAGUAGCCUCAAGAGAAAUACACUGUAAGUGUCACUCAGCAAGCUCGGGAAACGUUGAAGGACAAAUUGCUGGUAACACAAACUAUGCAAAAAAGUUUGAUGGUUUAGGUGAGUCCCUUGAAAGUAAGUGUGAAAAAGAUCACAUACGAAGCAAAACCUGGGAAGCUGAUCAAAGAAAGAGACCCCACAGUCCUAUCGAGGGCCUUGCUCCAUGUCAGAAGGUCUCGCAUUUGGAGCAGCUUCUUGGAUAUACAAAUUCUGGGAAGACCUCAGACAGAAAGACAAGCUCUGUUAGGCACGGGGCAGCUCACACAGGACAGGAGGGCUCUCAGGAUAGUAAAUGCAUGCAAGUCACCGCCCACAAGAUCAGGUUCCAGUCUUUUCUAAGAGCCCUUCGAGAAAGGAAGGCACAAGAGGCCAGCAAAGAUAGAAAAUCCUCAUGCGUGAAGUCAAAACAUGAACAUCCAAGAACUCACCCAAGGGAAAAGCACUGUGGAUGUGAUACGCUUGAGAAAUCCUGUCGUGAGAAGUCAGAUCUUACCCGACAUGAAAGAGUGCAAUCAGGAAGAAAGACUGGCAAACGCAAUGGAAGUGACGGAGACUUAAGAAACUCACCCCACAGCCAAAAUGAGAAAAUGCACGUGGGAGAAAAUUCAUGUGAGAAAUGUGGGGAAACCUUUCACGGAAAGCCAUGCCUUACUCAGAACCGGAGAACCUGCACACCAGAAAAACCCAAGUGUGCCGACAGUCACACAACCUUAAAGAAGUCACGUCCAGCCCUAACUCAGAGAACUACCCCAAAAGAGAAAAACCGCAAAGGUAAUGAAUGCAAGACAUCCUCGACCUCCAUCCACAAGGGAUCCAAAUGCACUCAGCAUCAGAAACCACCCAUGGAGGAGGAGCCUGAUGAGGGGGAGGAAAGUAGGAGGUCACCCCUGGGUGAAAAUCAGAGUGCUUGCCAAGGUCCGAAAGCCCAUGAGUGUCGCAGAUGUAAGAAAGCAGGUCUCACCCAACACCAGAGCUCACACCGGGAGAGCGAACCCUACGCUUGCCACAAGUGUGACAAGUCUUUCCCAGUGAAGGCAAACCUCACUGAACACCAGAGGACUCACACCGGAGAGAAACCGUACGAGUGCAGCGAGUGUGGGAAGUCGUUCUGCCAAAAAUCCACCCUCAAGAUACACCAGAGAACCCACACGGGGGAGAAACCUUUCAAGUGUAACGAGUGUGGGAAAACCUUCUGCGUGAAAUCGAACCUGACACAGCACCAAAGGACUCACACUGGAGAGAAGCCGUACAAAUGCAGCGAGUGCUGGCGAUCCUUCUGUGUCAAGUCCAACCUCGUCGUGCAUCAGAGAACCCACACAGGAGAGAAACCCUACAAGUGUCCCGAGUGUGGGAAAACCUUCUACGAGAAAUCUGCCCUCACAAAGCAUGAGCGGAUUCAUACUGGGGAAAAACCCUACGAGUGCAGCGAAUGCAAAAAAAGCUUCAGCCAGAGGUCAGCCCUUACCAAGCAUCAGAGAAAAACACACAAGAAGAAAGCAUCUUCCAGUAGCCUUCAUGGGCAGACACCAGAAUCGAAGAGUGAAGCUCACUGA
Messenger RNA from Arvicola amphibius (Eurasian water vole), 1722 nucleotides. Its product is annotated as zinc finger protein 33B-like. The record is from RefSeq and is a predicted model, not a curated record. Bases 1 to 1722 code for a protein of 573 amino acids. Gene Ontology annotation, molecular function: DNA-binding transcription activator activity, RNA polymerase II-specific; RNA polymerase II cis-regulatory region sequence-specific DNA binding. Gene Ontology annotation, biological process: regulation of transcription by RNA polymerase II. NCBI's taxonomy places the organism in Eukaryota, Metazoa, Chordata, Mammalia, Rodentia, Cricetidae. Gene Ontology annotation, cellular component: nucleus. The transcript has a single exon.